Messenger RNA from Neurospora hispaniola, 945 nucleotides. RefSeq lists its product as uncharacterized. The transcript is spliced from 2 exons. The record is from RefSeq and is a predicted model, not a curated record. Lineage: Eukaryota; Fungi; Ascomycota; Sordariomycetes; Sordariales; Sordariaceae. The coding region runs from base 1 to 945 and encodes 314 amino acids.
AUGACCAACACGUUGGAUAUCAUGACCAUCAUCAUCCGCGUUGCGAGCAGUCAUCUUGACAAUGCGCCGCCAUGCUACAGUAGCAAUCCGCUCGUUGCGUAUGCGCUGUCCACGGGCGCUGCUGACCCCCUCAGCCCCUCUGCCUACAAUGAACUGGUAGCGGCCGCGGGGGACAAGCUUGGGUUUGGCCCCAACACCAGCCUGGCUGAGCUGAUGGAGAACCCAGUCAUGGUCAGCACCUUCUGGGACCGCCCAGGGUUCCGCCGCUUCGGGCCCCAAGCCUACGAGGGUCAACUCGUUGGAGGGCAAAUGCAAUGGAAAGCCCGCAACAGACCGGUGCGCUACACCAGCCUGGUCGAGUGGGACGGUAGCGACAGUCUCGGAGAGCACAUCAGUCGCGACUACAUGAUUCGUGGCACGGACCCCGAACAUCCUCGCGUACUGCAAGGCCCACAAGACGCCGCCAUCAUCCGAGUCAUGUAUACACCGAAGCGGCCGGGAAUCAAAGGCUUCGACGAUGUUCGUACCUUUCGUGUCGAGGGCACAGAUCUGGUGCAGCAGCCCGACGGGAGCCUCGAGCCGGUGGAGACGGUUACAAAGUAUAACCUUGUCGCCGCCGCCGUCUACUGCAACGAUCAUGACAGCAGAUCGUUCAGCAAGAUCAGGCUGUUUGAUACAUGGGGUCGUGCUGACGAGCGCCCUCUUUAUGGGAAGCGCUUUGCCAUGGCCAAGUGCAACUAUUACUCCGACGACUGGCGUAUUGGCGAGAAGGGUGAUCCGCAUGGUUACAUGCUUCUCUACGUUCGGAGCAACGUUGAGCUCUUGCCAGUCACUGAGGUACCUGUGGUCGAGUCAAAUCCCGCCGCCAUGUUUUCGAGCAUGUUCGCACCUGGUAAUGGCAUCGUGUCCAUGCAGUUCGACGAAGCGGAGACACGUCGUCCUUAG